AAGUGCGGGGUGUUGCCGGAAGUGCGGGGUGUUGCCGCGGCAACCAAGGCUGCGGCCAUGGGCGAGCUGGGUUCGGAUGAUGCGGAUGGAAACACCUACAGCUUACGACCCAGCCUCCAGCGCCGGUGAGCCCGAGGAGGUCUGGGCUGCUCCGUGGUGCUGGACCUGGAGGUUUAAAUCAUCCACAGUAAAAGAAUGCAUCCAUGCAAUACUGAAGGAGAAGCUGGCCAACGUACAGUACAUACCAGAAAAAAUGCCUCAGCUUACAAUGUCCUUAUCAGAGGCAAUAAAAGACAGACUGAAGGAGGAGGGAUUUGACAGGUACAAAAUGGUGGUGCAGGUUGUGAUUGGAGAGCAGAGAGGAGAAGGAGUAAAUAUGUCUGCACGAUGUUUCUGGGAUGCUGACACUGACAGCUAUGCUCAUGACGUGUUCAUGAAUGACAGCCUAUUUUGUGUGGUAGCUGCAUUUGGCUGUUACUACUACUGAAGAUGGUGAAUGCUGAACAGAGGGACAGAGGUGGUGGAGAACACUUCAGGGUGGGUUUUGUUAACAGGCACAAAGGCAUCACAUUCUACCUUUGCUACCUAAGUAAAUAACAGCUCUACAAAGCAUGUCCUGCACCUGUUCUACACACUACAGUAUUCCCUCUUCCUUGUGGAUAUUUAUACAGUUUUAAGCACAAUAUUUUUAUGUCCUUUAUUUAAAUUGGCCUUUGUUUUUAGAUAGUGUUGGGCUUUGCCUGAAAGGGUAUUGCCAAGAGCUGUUGUUUCUAAGGCAAAUUCAGCUUCCCUCUUGAAAGGUUGUUUUUUGUUUUGUUUUGUUUUUCUGAAAUGAAUGAAAUCUUUGUAAGAAAUGUAACUUAAUAAAUCUGUAUUUAAUAUUUCCUCUC
This is a messenger RNA of Pogoniulus pusillus (Red-fronted tinkerbird), 890 nucleotides long. RefSeq names its product dynein light chain Tctex-type 2B (gene DYNLT2B). The transcript is spliced from 5 exons. The record is from RefSeq and is a predicted model, not a curated record. Bases 77 to 487 code for a protein of 136 amino acids. Gene Ontology annotation, molecular function: dynein intermediate chain binding. Lineage: Eukaryota; Metazoa; Chordata; Aves; Piciformes; Lybiidae. Gene Ontology annotation, cellular component: cytoplasmic dynein complex; cytoplasm. Gene Ontology annotation, biological process: microtubule-based movement.